Messenger RNA from Rhipicephalus sanguineus (brown dog tick), 1329 nucleotides. RefSeq lists its product as uncharacterized. The transcript is spliced from 3 exons. The record is from RefSeq and is a predicted model, not a curated record. The coding region runs from base 1 to 1329 and encodes 442 amino acids. NCBI's taxonomy places the organism in Eukaryota, Metazoa, Arthropoda, Arachnida, Ixodida, Ixodidae.
AUGUUGACCGCGUACGCGCCGUGCGCCUCUGAACUCAUCGACGAGCUUCGCGACAAGGACUCCGCUCUCGCCGACCUGGACAAACAGAUCGCCUAUGCCCUUGACGGUGAGGAGUUUGACGAGGAAAUUACGGGCGCUAUUGAGUACCACGAGAGGAUCGUGAAAGCCGUCAGCAGACUUCGGUCCGCGCUGAACUCGCAUGCAUCGGUUGGUCCUACCGUCAUCGAAGCCAACCAGCCGAGGCAUACGGAUACAAUUGACGGAUCCAGCAGCUCCAUGGAAGCUGCCCACUCGGACACCAUCGGCCAAAGCCUCGCCGGGAACAGUAGGCCACGAGCACCGGGCUUCCGAGUCGCCUUGCCGAAACUUCAAGUACCCACCUUCAGCAGCGAGAACCGUGAGUUACCGGGUUUCUGGGAGCACUACGAGGCGACCACUCACACGCACCCCAAGCUCACAGACAUCGAAACGUUUAAGUGCUUGAAGCCUAACUUGGCCGGCGCUACGAGGCGAGCCACCGAAGGAACACGCCUGACUGAGAAGAAUUACAACGUUGCCGUCAAGGUCUCCACCGAAGGGUAUGGCCGAAAAGAUCUCGUCGAUGAUCACACAGACAGCCUGCUUGCCAUUGAGCCGAUCGAGACUUCGUCCCAAGUAUCAAGGCUGCAGGACGUGCACGACAAAAUCGAGUUCAGGACCAGCUGUUUGGUCAGCCUUGGCACGCCGUUUGCAGAGAACGCGGCUGUUCCACACCGAGUACUGUUGCGCUCAUUGCCAGAAGACCUGGCUAUCCUGUACCGUAAGCGCACAAAGACCGAAACAGACAUCGCGGACUCUGCAGGGCAAUCGAGAGAAGAGAAAGUGAAGGAAAACCUGAAGUUCAUUGAAACUGAAGGGGAAAGCCGCGAACAGAGGCGAAUCUCACGUGAGAAAACCACCUCAGGGAAAGUGUCACAAAACCGUGAGGCAGCGGACACCUCGACAUCGCCUCAUCUACCGACCACCAUAGCAGUGACAGCGCGGUCAUCAUCACCAGGAGUUACUUCAAGGCCAAGACAGACCGUAUGUCUUCGCUGCAGCAUUCCAGGAGGCGUGACGUGUGAUUGCCGAGCCACACCAUCAGAUGAGGAAAAGCGUGGACGGCUACGGAGGCACGGCAUCGAUUGGGAGGAGCCUCUUCCACUUGACGUCGAGGACUUGCGGAAAUACGUGUGGCAGGGUCUGCUGAACCUACCAGCCUCGAGGUUCAUCAGGCCCAUCAGCCAUGACUCGACCAAGGUCUUGACUGCCAUCGUACGCGGUUUUUCCCCUGCACCUUUCAACCUUUAA